UGGAGAUAAAGAGGCGUGGACUUUGCCGGGACGCAAUAACGGUCUUUCCUGCAUUAUCACUCCGUCUAUCUAUCUCCUCUUCGCUCGCGCUGCGCUCGCCUCCUCUUCUCCUCCUCUCUUCUUCUUCUUCUUCUUCUUCUUCUUCUCCUCCUCUUCUUCCUCUCCGGUCAAACUGCAAAAAUGCGCGAAAUCGUGCACCUGCAAGCCGGACAGUGCGGCAACCAGAUCGGAGCAAAGUUCUGGGAGGUGAUCAGCGAUGAGCACGGCAUCGACCCGACUGGAACGUACCACGGAGACAGCGACCUGCAGCUAGACAGGAUCAGUGUCUACUACAAUGAGGCUUCAGGUGGGAAAUAUGUUCCCCGUGCCAUCCUUGUGGAUCUGGAGCCCGGAACCAUGGACUCAGUCCGCUCCGGCCCUUUCGGACAGAUCUUCAGACCUGACAACUUUGUGUUUGGACAAAGCGGUGCUGGAAACAACUGGGCAAAGGGCCACUACACUGAGGGGGCGGAGCUUGUGGACUCUGUGCUGGACGUGGUGCGUAAGGAGGCGGAGAGCUGCGACUGCCUGCAGGGUUUCCAGCUCACUCACUCACUGGGUGGCGGCACGGGCUCCGGCAUGGGCACGCUACUCAUUAGCAAAAUCCGUGAGGAGUAUCCCGACCGCAUCAUGAACACCUUCAGCGUAGUGCCCUCGCCCAAAGUGUCCGACACUGUGGUGGAGCCGUACAACGCCACCCUGUCCGUUCACCAGCUGGUAGAGAACACAGACGAGACCUACUGCAUCGACAAUGAGGCGCUUUACGACAUCUGCUUCCGCACGCUAAAGCUGACCACGCCCACGUACGGAGACCUGAACCACCUGGUCUCGGCCACCAUGAGCGGCGUCACAACCUGCCUGCGUUUCCCCGGGCAGCUCAACGCAGAUUUGCGUAAGCUGGCCGUCAACAUGGUGCCCUUCCCGCGUCUUCACUUCUUCAUGCCCGGGUUCGCUCCUCUGACCAGCAGGGGAAGCCAACAGUACCGCUCUCUGUCCGUGCCCGAGUUGACUCAGCAGAUGUUCGAUGCCAAGAACAUGAUGGCGGCCUGCGACCCACGUCACGGCCGCUACCUCACCGUGGCCGCCGUCUUCCGAGGCCGCAUGUCCAUGAAGGAAGUGGACGAGCAGAUGCUCAACGUGCAGAACAAGAACAGCAGCUACUUCGUCGAGUGGAUCCCCAACAACGUCAAGACGGCCGUGUGUGACAUCCCACCACGCGGUCUCAAGAUGGCCGCCACCUUCAUCGGCAACAGCACGGCUAUCCAGGAGCUGUUCAAGCGCAUUUCCGAGCAGUUCACCGCUAUGUUCAGGCGCAAGGCUUUCCUACACUGGUACACCGGAGAAGGCAUGGACGAGAUGGAGUUCACCGAGGCAGAGAGCAACAUGAACGACCUGGUCUCCGAGUACCAGCAGUACCAGGACGCCACCGCCGAGGAGGGCGAGUUCGAGGAGGAGGGCGAAGAGGAGGUCGCUUAAAUCUAAGCCACGCCCAUCCAUCCAUCCAUCCAUCCACCCUUUAUCACUUGCAACGAUGGUCCUAACAGCUGUGGCGUUUCCAAUGAAUCGUGCAACAUUUUCUUUUUCUUUCUUCUUCAUUUGUCUUUGUGUUUUUGUCCAU
Messenger RNA from Hemibagrus wyckioides, 1657 nucleotides. RefSeq names its product tubulin, beta 4B class IVb-like (gene tubb4bl). Gene Ontology annotation, molecular function: structural constituent of cytoskeleton; GTP binding; GTPase activity. The coding region runs from base 181 to 1515 and encodes 444 amino acids. Gene Ontology annotation, cellular component: microtubule; cytoplasm. The record is from RefSeq and is a predicted model, not a curated record. NCBI's taxonomy places the organism in Eukaryota, Metazoa, Chordata, Actinopteri, Siluriformes, Bagridae. The transcript has 4 exons. Gene Ontology annotation, biological process: mitotic cell cycle; microtubule cytoskeleton organization.